GGUGAUUGGCUAUUCUAUGACUCCACCCACCCUUGACAGCCACAAAGAAGACCUUGUGAUCCAAGCAGAUGAAACAUUGACCAUUACAUGCAGGGGUCAGCGUACUCUGUCCUGGGUGUGGCCUGAGAGAACCCUGGUGGGAGAGGAGCUGACUGACCGUCAGGCCGGCCCCAGACCCAGCAGAGCCCCAGGGGGAGAGGAGCUGACUGACCGUCAGGCCGGCCCCAGGCCCAGCAGAGCCCCAGGGGGAGAGGCCGACACUAGGGCUGUAGCCCCUGUUGGUACCCCUGGGGCUGGGGCUGGAGUCGGGGGAGACCACCCCGUGGCCAGGGAUGGGGCUGUAACCCCUGAUUCUGUCCCUGUCCAGAGAAGAGCGGUCCGGAUCCUGGAGUGUCAAGGGGAGCCUGGAAGGCCGUAUUGCAAGACCCUGGUACUCACUGGAGCUAAAGGGAAUGAUACGGGAUCCUACCGCUGUUACUACAGGGACAUCAAGGCUGUCAUCGACGGGACCACGGCUGUUACUCUGUAUGUGUUUGUCAGAGAUCUGGAGCAGCCUUUCCUCAGGAGAAACAGAGGAAGCAACGAUGACCUGGAGACCAUCUUCAUAACAGGAUCCUCCACUCACAUCACAGUACCUUGUCUAGUCACUGUCCCCGACCUCAACGUCACACUUUAUCUGUUGGGGACGAUGCCUAUGCCCCUGGAGGAUGAGGGGAUGGCGUGGGACAGUAAAAGAGGCUGGUCCAUCCCUAGACAGACCUUAGACUCUAGACCUUUCCUCAUCGGGUUUUACUGCCUAGCUACACUACAAGGGAUAGAGUACCGCUCUAUCCUGUACCUGGUGCACUCCACAGGAAGUCAGGUUUACGACAUCAAGCUGUAUCCAGAGGACUCGGUGGAGCUGAUCAUGGGGGAAGCCCUGACGCUCAACUGUACCGCCACCGUAGAGUUUGACACGCCCGUCGUGUUCCAGUGGUCCUAUCCUGGAAAACAGAUGAACAGUACAGUGGGCAUAGUGCACAAGCGUAAUUCUCUCUCUCGGUUCACGGAGGCAGUCAGCAUCCUGACCAUCCAAAGCGUCAACGUCACCGACACCGGCACCUACACCUGCUCUGCCAUCAGUGUGGGGAAAACACUGGAUCUGGCAACCCAAGUCAUAGUGCAUGAGAAGCCAUUCAUCAGCCUAGACUACAGGAGCGGCCCGGUCAUCGAGGCAACAUUAGGACAGAAGUCCUUUAAACUGUUAGUCAAGGUGUCAGCAUACCCCACACCUGACAUACAGUGGUAUAAAGGUGAUAAGUUGAUCAGCCGUCGUCCAGAGUUCAACAGGAUGCGUCUCCAUCAGCACCAUGCCUUAGAGAUCAGAGACGUUCACCCUGAGGAUGCUGGGAACUACACCGUCCUCCUCAAGAACACCGCCGCCCUGCUGGAGAGGAGACUCACCAUCACACUCAUCGUCAAUGUUCCCCCUCAGAUCCAUGAGAAGGAAAUAGCAACACCCUCUAACCCAUAUCGCCAUGGCAGCAGACAGACCCUCACCUGUACAGGGUACGGACGCCCCGCCCCCAACAUCACCUGGCAAUGGAGGGCAUGGAGUCCCUGUGGCCUCAACAGCACCCAACGCCUGAGUCGGAGGGAUCGUAAGGGGCAUAGCGACCGCAUCACAGACUGUCAGAACUGGCAGGACCUGGACUCAGAGAACAGCGGUAAUAAAAUAGAGAACAUCGAGACGUCAGUCGAGGUGGUGGACGGAAGGCAGAAGAUAGUCAGCAGACUUGUGAUCCAGAACGCCAGUGUAUCAGUCAUGUAUAAAUGUUCUGCUGACAACAAAGUGGGUAAAGACCAAAGGCUGAUAUACUUCUAUGUGACCAAAGGCUUCAGUGUAGAGCUGGGUCCGUCUGAGGAACCUCUGGAGCAGGAGGAGGUGUCGCUAAGCUGCAUCGCUGACAACUACACCUACGAACAGCUCACCUGGUACAGACUGGACCCACAGGCGCUCCAGGAUGAGCGUGGUAAACCCCUGGAGCUGGACUGUCGUAGUGUCCAUCUGUACGCUGACCGCCUGGACGGACAACUGACCUAUCAGGAGCCGUCUAACAGCUGGGUCCUGGAGAUGACUAUACCUAGCAUCACGCUGCAGGAUGAAGGGAACUAUGUCUGUGAGGUUCAGAGUAGGAGGAGCCGAGAGAAACACUGUCUACGCAAAUACAUAUCGGUUAAAGCUCUAGAAGCCCCCCGGUACAGACACAACCCGACCAAUCAGACAGUGAACGUCAGUGAGUCUCUCCUGAUGGAGUGUGAUGUAGUGGGAACUCCUUCACCACACCUCUCCUGGUUCAAAGACAACCAGCCCCUGCACCAAAUGUCAGGACUGCAGCUGCAGGACGCCAACAGGACGUUGAGUAUCCAGCGUGUCAGUGAAGAGGACGCUGGUCUCUACACCUGCACCGCCUGUAAUCAGAGAGGCUGCAUACACUCCUCCGCUGCCGUCACAGUGCUGGGUUCCAGUGACAGGGCUAACUUGGAGAUCGUGAUUCUGAUCGGGACGGGUGUCAUCGCUGUGUUCUUCUGGGCUCUACUCAUCCUCAUCUUCUGCAACGUCAAACGGGUGAACCCAGCAGACAUAAAGACAGGCUAUCUGUCCAUCAUAAUGGACCCAGGGGAGGUUCCUCUGGAUGAGCAGUGUGAAUAUCUCGCCUAUGACUCCUCCCAGUGGGAGAUAUCUAUGGACAAACUACGACUAGGGAGGGUGUUGGGUCAUGGUGCGUUUGGGAAGGUCAUCGAGGCCUCCAUCUAUGGCAUCAGCAAGAACAGCAGCCUGGACACUGUGGCGGUGAAGAUGCUGAAAGAGGGAGCGUGUGCCAGUGAGCACAAGGCUCUGAUGUCAGAGCUGAAGAUCCUGAUCCACAUUGGGAACCAUCUUAACGUGGUCAACCUCCUGGGGGCAUGCACCAAACCCAACGCCCCCCUCAUGGUGGUGGUGGAGUACUGCAAGUAUGGAAACCUGUCCAACUACCUGAGAGCCAAGAGAGAGUUCUUCCUACCUUACAGGGACCGCUCCCCGAAGACUCAGAGCCAGGUGAGACGCAUGAUAGAGGCGGGACAAGUGGAGCAGAGAGCCCGCCUCCCACCUUCCUCCUCCUCCUCUAUUGGCAGCCCCCAGAGUCAGUCAUCCAGCAAGUCCAAUCAGAAGAGCCACUCGCCUGCUGUGGAGAAGAUGGAAGACCUAUGGAAGACUCCUCUCACUAUAGAAGAUCUGAUCUGCUAUAGUUUCCAGGUGGCCAGAGGAAUGGAGUUCCUGGCCUCACGAAAGUGUAUCCACAGGGACCUGGCAGCGAGGAACAUUCUACUGUCAGAGAACAAUGUGGUGAAGAUCUGUGACUUCGGCCUGGCUAGAGACAUCUACAAAGACCCCGACUACGUCAGGAAAGGCAACGCCCGUCUGCCACUGAAAUGGAUGGCUCCAGAGAGUAUCUUUGACAAGGUCUACACCAGCCAGUCUGACGUCUGGUCCUUUGGUGUUCUACUCUGGGAGAUCUUCUCUCUGGGUGCGUCUCCGUACCCAGGUGUACAGAUCGAUGAGGACUUCUGUAAACGUCUAAAAGACGGAACCAGGAUGAGAGCUCCAGAAACAGCUUCCCCUGAGAUCUAUGGUAUAAUGCUGGCCUGCUGGCAGGGCGAGCCCCGGGAGAGACCUACCUUCCAAGCCCUGGUAGAUAUCCUGGGAGACCUACUACAGGACAGCAGCCUUCCAGAUGGUAAGGACUACAUCCCCCUGAAUCCGUCCCAGAGCUCUGAGGAUGACAGUUUAUUUCACACCUCAUCACGACCCGAUUCACAGGAGGAACUGAGACUGGCCUGUCACAGCAUGCCCAUCAGGUAUUAUAAUUGUGUGCCCUUCGCGGGCUGUGUGUUCGUGGGGCCGUCGAAGCUGUCGUCAUGCCAACCCAGAGUCAAGACAUUUGAGGAGCUACCGAUGGAAAUGACCUGGCAUAAAUCUCACAACAACAGUGACAACCAGACAGACAGUGGGAUGGUUCUGGCGUCAGAGGAGUUUGAGAUGAUCGAACACAAACACAGAGGAGCCAAUAGGAGUACAGAGCGCCUGGUGAUGGUAGAGUCCAGUGGUAGCUCCGUUAUCUCCAGACACCAACCAGCCUUCCUCUCUCAGCUCUCUGGACAGACCUUCUACAACAACGAGUAUGGUCAGCUGUCUGAGGAAGGCAGGGUCCUGGACUUCUUCUCCUCCCCUGACGAUGCACGCUGCCUUGCAUCCUCCAACCUGUGAUGUCAUCAUCACAGUGGGCUAGCCCCUCCUCCUCCAACCUGUGAUGUCAUCGUCACAGUGGGCUAGCCCCUCCCACUCCAACCUGUGAUGUCAUCAUCACAGUGGGCUAGCCCCUCCCACUCCAACCUGUUAUUGACUACAGUGGGCUCCAAUAUUAUGGAAUCCAAACUGAAUAUCGCUGUUUCACUAAAUGAGCGCUAUUCAGUUCGGAUUCCAGUCUUGCUAGCCACAAGGGUUGGGAGUAUAUUGUAGUGUUCUCAAUCCCCCCUCCUCCUUGCUGUCACUCCUUCCCUCUCCGUGGCCUACCGGACUGAGCCGUCUGUACCUGCAGUUCUCUAACCAGCCACUGGGUGGUAGUAUUAUGUCAAAACCAAACCCAACGUAUUUUAUAUCAACCACAGUUCAGAUUUAUAUCUUUAUACAGAGUAAGCUUUUGUUUAUUGGUACAAAAAUAUGAAAAUAAAGAAAUAAAUCUUCUUUA
Coregonus clupeaformis (lake whitefish) is the source of this 4769-nucleotide messenger RNA. It is a transcript of the gene flt4, whose product is annotated as fms related receptor tyrosine kinase 4. The record is from RefSeq and is a predicted model, not a curated record. Gene Ontology annotation, molecular function: transmembrane receptor protein tyrosine kinase activity; ATP binding. Gene Ontology annotation, cellular component: signaling receptor complex. The coding region runs from base 17 to 4288 and encodes 1423 amino acids. Gene Ontology annotation, biological process: cell surface receptor protein tyrosine kinase signaling pathway; positive regulation of kinase activity; multicellular organism development. The transcript has 29 exons. Lineage: Eukaryota; Metazoa; Chordata; Actinopteri; Salmoniformes; Salmonidae.